Messenger RNA from Naegleria gruberi, 1019 nucleotides. RefSeq names its product prohibitin. The transcript has a single exon. Gene Ontology annotation, biological process: mitochondrion organization. Gene Ontology annotation, cellular component: mitochondrion; membrane. NCBI's taxonomy places the organism in Eukaryota, Heterolobosea, Eutetramitea, Acrasida, Naegleriidae. Bases 81 to 1001 code for a protein of 306 amino acids. The record is from RefSeq and is a predicted model, not a curated record.
CCUUGACUUGAUUGGAAAAUCAUCAUCAGCCUUUGAAGAUUUAUUAAUCAUUUUGAAAACAACACAAACACAAACGGAAAAUGCAAGACUUUGAUGCACAAAAAUUUGCUAAACAAAUAACACAAUAUAUGAAUAAUAGAGGAAGUGGUGGAAGUGGAGGUAGAGCUUCAAAAGGAUUCGGAUUACUUGCAUCAGGAUUGGCCCUCAUGGGUAUUGCUGGUUUUUCUCUUUAUAAUUCAGUAUUUGUUGUUGAAGGAGGUUUUAAAGCAAUUAAAUUUAAUAGAUUUACAGGAGUUGGUGAUAGAGUUUAUGGAGAAGGUUAUCACUUACUUAUUCCUGGUAUUGAAAGACCAAUUAUUUAUGAUCAAAGAGCAACACCAAAGGUUAUUUCUUCAAAUACUGGUUCUAAAGAUUUGCAAACAGUCAAUUUGAGUAUUCGUGUUCUUUUUAAACCUGAUGUUAAUAGAUUGGAUCAAAUAUAUAGAAGUUUGGGAAUGAAUUAUUCUGAUAGAGUUAUGCCAAGUAUUGUCACUGAAGUUUUAAAGAGUGUUGUAGCUCAAUUUACUGCUGCUGAAUUGCUUACAAAACGUCCAGAUGUCAGUGCCAGAAUUAGAGAUUCAUUAGUUGCUCGUGCCAGAGAUUUCAAUAUUAUCAUUGAUGAUGUUGCUAUUACUCAUUUAAGAUUUGGUGAUGAAUACAGUGCUGCUGUUGAAAGAAAACAAGUUGCUCAACAAGAAGCUGAACGUGCCAAGUUUAUUGUUGAAAAGGCAAAGGAAGAAAAGAAAUCAAUGGUUUUGAAAGCUGAAGGUGAAAGUGAAGCUAUUAGAUUGGUUGGUGAUGCUACCAAAAACAAUACUGCCUUCUUGGAUUUGAGAAAAAUUGAAGCUGCUCAACAAAUUGCUGACACAAUUAGUCAAUCACAAAACAGAAUUUUCCUCUCAUCUGACACUUUGCUCUUGAACUUGCAAAGUUUGGCUCAAACAACCAACAUUGAUAAAUAAAUUAUUUCAUUGACUCUC